Molecule: messenger RNA, 1144 nt
Organism: Agrilus planipennis (emerald ash borer)
Lineage: Eukaryota; Metazoa; Arthropoda; Insecta; Coleoptera; Buprestidae
Product: protein AMN1 homolog
Exons: 5
Coding region: 248-1042 (264 amino acids)
Biological process (GO): SCF-dependent proteasomal ubiquitin-dependent protein catabolic process
Cellular component (GO): SCF ubiquitin ligase complex
Source: RefSeq, a predicted model, not a curated record
CGGCAGCUGAUAUCUUAGCCAUUUUCUUGUUUACAUGUCAGAUUUUAAUAUUUAAAUGCAUGUAUGUUAUGUAUUAUGUUCCUUGUUCAAUUCCAUUUACAAUAAUAUUUAAUUCAGGUAUAAAACGUGACAUGUUAUGAAUUUAUAAUUAGCUUUUUCUAAUAUAAACACGGUGGUAAAUAAUCUUUCAGGUUUAUGUUGCUUACGUUUGCGUGUGGUUCGUUUUAGAUAACUAUUGAGUACAAAUAUGACCAGAAAUUUUAAUUUUCAAAUGAAAUCGUUAAAAUCCAUAUGUAUUAAUUAUACAAUAAAUAAUAUAGCAGAAAUAGUUAAAUUAAAUAGAGAGGGUUUAGCAUACCUACCAAAUAACGUAAAGGAUCGUUUAUUAAGUAAAUUUACCGUUUCGUCACAUUUUUGGAGAAAUGUGAACCUUAAGAAGAUCCUUUCACUGUUAGUUCAUCAAAAUGUAAAACAUAUUGAUCUUACCUGUAUAGUAGUUGACGACGAGAUAUUAGAAAUAAUUGAAAAAUGUAGUGAAUUAAGUGAUUUAACUUUGAUGUAUGUUGGAGUCCACUCAUUAACAAGUAAAGGAUUGGUUAAAUUUUUCUCUAAAAUGCACAAACUUAGUAUAGUUAAGGCAUCCCAUUGUGAUGCAAUUGAUGAUAAUGUUUGUAAUAUUCUCUUCGAAAAUAAUCCAAACUUAAUUGGCCUAGACAUUGGAGGCUGUUUUAAAGUUACAGACAAAUCUCUUGUCAAAUUAUCAAAUAUGAAUAAAUUGGGCUGUUUAAAUCUGUCAGAAACAAAGAUAACAAAUGCAGGAUUGGAACAAGUAGUGAAAGGAUCAAGUGGCAAAAAUUUGGUGGAAUUGAGAAUAUCCAGUUGUCCGAAUCUUACAGAAAACGUAUUAAAAAGUGUCACUGAAAAUUGCAAUUCUUUACAAAUUUUAAUUUUUUCAAACAAUCAGUUAGAUCAAUUUGGAGAAAAUUUGGAAAGCGACAAGCUAAAGAACUUAAAACAAUUAACGUGGACGAUUUCAUGGUGAUAUUAAACAGUCGUUAUUUUGUUCAUGUGUUAUGAUGUGCCUCUGAGUCAUUAACGUAAUAUUUCUUUAAGUAAAGUUAAAUUAAUAAACUGUUUUAUUUUU